UUUAAAUCAUUUGUUACCGUAUGAUUUCACGUGUAAACAUCAAGUGUGUGAACUAUGUGCUAAUGACCUGGAACUAACGCCAGUGUCUAUUCAAACCAAAUGUGCAUAGGAGAAAUGGUGAAGUUACCAGUGGAUGCUGAGGACAUCUAUGUGUGGAGUCCAGUGGGUGAGCGGCGGCUCCGUAGGUGAACUCCCAGUUUGGCCAGUGGGACGAGUCUCGUCCUCAGUUUAUCAUUGUUAGUUCAUCAUGUAAAUGAAGCAUUUUUAUAAGCUUGUGGUUGAGGCUGCAGCCGUCAGAGCAGCAAAUGUGGAAAAUAUUCAUGUACUGAAGGAAACAGGCAGUAGAACAAGCCCGGAAACAAACGGACACGGUCGGUGCAGUUCUUUAUUAUUAAAUCACUGUAAAACAAUUCUUUGGUCACUGUGCAGUUUAAAGUCGUAUACACGAUGUGCUUUGAUAGAGAAGUAGAAUCUUAAACUCAGGAUGAUCAGCUCAGGGCUGUUUGUGCCUCAUUAUGUUUUGAUUUGAAUGUUUCUUUCCUCCAGAUGUCGGUAAUCUCUUCCAACGACUCCCAUCUUCAGCCUCAUCUCUCGUCCGUCAGCGCCUUCGUUCCUUUAGAGCUGUUCUGCCUCGUUGCCAAACCAGGCUGCAUCAUUUUCAACGCGUUCCUCAUCGCCAACAUCCUCCUGCUGCUCCCGCUCCUCGUGCUCAUCCUCCGUCAUGGUUUCCAGCAGCGUUUCUCCUCCUCCCCCACCACCGUGACUCACUCCGACACCUUCACCUACCACUUGGUCUCGAUGGAGCUGAUCCACAUCUUCGGCUGCAUCCUCUGUUGCUGCGGUAACUGCAUGGGCCUUUUCCAGCUGCUCAUCGCGUGGUUCUAUCUUUUCUCCAUCUCCCUUUAUGGCGAGGGGAUUUUUCACAUCCUGACCUGCUUGGAGCACUACCUGGCCGUCGUCCAUCCCAUCACCUACCUGAGCCUGAAGAGAGAACGAUGGAUCGGAGCAUCACCAUCGGUUUCAUUUGGCUGCUCAACUGUGGCCUGACCUGUCUGAACUUGAUUGGAACAUACUUAUCUGUGUUCCUGUGCCUUUCGACUGUGUCUGUCGUCAUGAUUUCCUUCUGCUGUCUUUCGGUUCUCUGCGCUCUGAUACAUUCCGGCCCGGGGGAGCGAGGUGUAGGUGGGGACCGGGUGCGGAUCCACCAGUCCAAACAGAGGGCCUUCUACACUAUUGUGGCCAUACUGGGAGUGCUGAUGCUCCGCUGUGUCUACAUUCUGGUUUGGUGUGUGGAGAUGGUGUUGAUGGGCCACAUCAAUAACUGUGCGUUGAGCCUCGGUGCUGCUUGGAUCUACUUCCCCGGCAGCCUUGUGUCACCUCUGCUGUACCUACAGAAAAACGGGAUGUUGGGUUGUCGCAGCAACAGGAAGUAAGUGAAGAGGUCAGACUGGAUCUGAUCAAUGAGCCACGGUUACAGUAGGUGUUAUGUGUUUAACUGGCAGUAGUUUAAAUCACUGACUCGACGUCUCCUGUUACACACUUUCACCUGCUAGUCACGUUUAGAACUUUUGGUGCAGAUCAUUUGUGAAAUUAAUCUUGAAGUAAAGUUGUGUUGAUAUUCAGUCCUCACAUAUUCUGUGUCCUUCUCUGCAUGUGUGUCAAGAUUGCAUCAUUUAAUAAUAUUUUAAACAUGAUUUGUCUGUAAAUGAUUUGAAUGAUUUACUCACCAGUUUGUUUUUUCAUUACCCCUUUGUUGUUAUGCAAAUAAAGCAGCUUUAAAUUCAAACUAUCCAUGUUUUAUGACUGGCUUCCAUGCACACACUGGCCUUCUGACCUUCACUGCUUCAAAACACAAAAACUGAUUUGUCGUGGUCGUGUGAAUCUCUGUUCUUGACGAACAGGGCUCCAGAGGCUGGGACAGUGCGACCUCUACCCUCAGGCGGGGGCAGUGGUGUGUUCUACCAGCAUCCUCUGGGCUCUGGUGUCUUCAUGUCAGGCAUCCUGCUAUCAAAACUAUUCAAAUCAAUGUCUGCCAGGCCAGAACACCUGCUGUGUUAAUCAUUCCCACCUUGAGUUUGCACUAAGAGACUAAAACUAAAAUAAAACAGGAGGAAAGUGUCAUAUUGUCAGUUAACGAGUUUUUGUAAAGACAUCAGUUUUUAUUCAGAUUAAUUUAAUUUGUUAGAUAAACGGGAAUCAAUGGGAAGCCAAACCUAAACUGUACCAUUUUAAUUUAGUUAACUCUUCAACCUAUUGAGCUGAAUCUGAAUAUUUUAUAUUAGUUCAUAAAACCUGAUGUGAUGUGUCAUCAUAAAUGAAUGUAAUUGUGUAAAGAUGGGCUAUUUUACGUAAUAAAUGUAUAUAAUUUAUACAUGUAUUUAUAUUAUUUAUACUAAUUUAUUAUUUUUUACAUAACCUGACAUUUAGUAGCUGAAUUAAUUGUCAAAUCAUCAGUUUGGCUUCAUUGGUCGUGUUGGUUAUGCAAAUGAAGCCUAUUUGAAUUUCUUUUAGCCUCUCCAUCAUCUACAGUCUGGCAGGAGAGUCCAGAGUGUGGAGGCUCAGACGAAGGAUGCUCAGAGACACACACUCUUCAAGUCUUCAAACUCCGGACCUCAGUGCUUCAGGUGGUUCUGUGGUCCCUCCAGACAUGUCGGUCAGCUCCUCCAACGACUCACACCUUCACCCUCCACCUUCGUUCGCCUCGUUCGAGCUGCUCUGUUACAUCCUCAGACCAGGUUGCCUCGUUUUCACCGCCUUCGCCUUCGUCAGCAUCUUCCUCCUGCUCCCUCUCAAUGCCUGUGUCCUGCAUCGUGGCCUCCAGCAGUGGCGGAGACAACGCGUCUCCACGGCAGCGAUGACGACUCACUCCGACAUCUUCACCUGCCACUUGGCCGUGAUGGAGCUGAUAUCUGUGUUCGGGGCCGUCCUUUGUGUCUGCGGUAUCUACGUGAAUAAUUUCCAGCUGAUAAAGUCGUGGUUCUAUCUUUCCUCCAUAACGUUUUAUGGAGAGACGUUCUUUCACAUCCUGACCUGCCUGGAGCUCCACUUGGCUGUCGUUCAUCCUAUCGUCUACCUGAGCCUGAGGGAAGAGAGAUGGACCCGGAUCAGGAACAUCGUCAUCGGCUGCAUUUGGCUGCUUAGCUGUGGAUGGACGGGUCUGAUAACCAUAGGAAAUGGCUACUUGAUUCCAGAUGUCUGCCUCCUGAUUACUUCUGUGUUCAUCAUCUCCUUCUGCAGCCUUUCUGUUCUGCGGGCUCUGACUCGGCCCGGCCCAGGUAAGCUGGGCAGGGACCCGUCCAAGCAGAGGGCCUUCUACUCCAUCGCGGCCAUUCUGGGAGUGCUGCUGUUGAGGUGUUCCUGGAGUCUGGUUGGGGCUGGACGGUCUGUAGCGCUGGGCCUGGUCACUGACUGUCUGUCCAACAUGUGUGGAGUCUGGAUCAGCCUCCCCGGCUCCCUGCUCUUACCUCUGAUGUUCAUGCAAAGAACGGGAGCUUUCAACAGGAAAUGAAUGUAACAACACUGAGAACUUCACAUUGGUUCAAAAUAGUCUGCGAUCACAUUUAAACAAACCGACGUGUCCUAAUGGUCGUGGCCAGUAGGGGGCAGUAUAACGCUAAACUCAGCUCUGUCGGCCUCACGUUCUGCGCCACAGGAUCGUUUUUAUGACUCAUGCUCAAUCUUAUGUCAUUUCAUUUUUAAGAAAUGUUUCCCUCUAAAGUUGGUUUAAUUGUCAUCAGUCAGUUUUUAACACAGUUUGAUUUCAGUGUCAGGUUCUGGGACAUUAUACAGUUUUAGUGGUUGGUUCUCUAAAAUUAGCGACACUAUUUGUUUAUGCACACGGUUAGUUUAGUUUGAUAUAUUGUUACCAGUCACACCUUUCAUUUAUGUAUCUUCCGUUUGAGUUCAUAUUCAGUUAUUGUUACUGAUUGCUUAUUAAAUCGUUUGUGAUUC
Messenger RNA from Betta splendens (Siamese fighting fish), 3951 nucleotides. RefSeq lists its product as uncharacterized. The record is from RefSeq and is a predicted model, not a curated record. Lineage: Eukaryota; Metazoa; Chordata; Actinopteri; Anabantiformes; Osphronemidae. The transcript is spliced from 2 exons. Bases 2570 to 3508 code for a protein of 312 amino acids.